GUGAAACUAUUUGAAGAUGGAGGGAGAUGGGCAGGGGUUCAAAAUCCUUACUUGGAAUAUUAAUGGACUCAGAUCUCUUGUUAAUUUUACAGAACAUCUCAGAAAGCUGGAUGCAGAUAUUCUCUGCUUCCAGGAGACCAAAGUAACACGGGAUAUGCUCACAGAGCAGCUAGCUGUGAUUCCUGGAUAUACUUCGUACUAUGCAUUCAGUAGAGGUAGAGGUGGAUACUCGGGGGUAGCCACAUACUGCAGAACAGAAGCUACACCUGUUGCUGCAGAAGAAGGAGUAACAGGAAUACUGGGUGUAUCAGAUUCUAGUGUGGGAGGACUUGAUCUGCUUAACCAGGAGUUCUCUCAGGAGGAGCUACGGAGCCUUGAUAACGAAGGAAGAUGUGUUCUAACAAAACAUAGAAUUAAACAGGAUGACCAAGAGGAUGCGUACCUGGUUGUGUUCAACGUGUACUGUCCCCGCGCUGACCCUGAGAGAGAGGACAGGAAGAGAUAUAAACUUCAGUUCUAUAAAGCACUAGAUAUACGCGCUCAUUCACUCAGAGUUCAGGGAAAUAAAGUUAUUAUUCUUGGGGAUGUAAAUACAUCUCACAGAGAAUUAGACCACUGUGAUCCUUAUGAAGAGUUUUAUGAUCAUCCUGGAAGAAGGUUUCUUAAUCACCUUCUCUACUCUACACAACCUUCUAAGGAUAAACCUGUGGAUCUGGAGACUGAGGACUGGGAGUGUGAGAGGGUUAAUGUUGAGAGUAAUCAGUUUCUAGACUCAUUUCGUAUCUUUCAUCCUAGCAGAGAGAACGCUUUCACUUGCUGGAAUACAAAAAUGAAUUGCAGGUCUACAAACUACGGAACAAGAAUAGACUACAUCUUUAUUUCAAGAAAUCUGGAAACUGAAAUUAGUUUGUGUGAGAUUCAUCCCGAGGUGGAGGGUAGUGAUCAUUGUCCUGUAUCCGCCAGGUUUAAUCUAAUCCUGGAUCCAUCAUUUAAACCUCCCAGCUCAGCCACCAAAUAUUAUCCAGAAUUUCAGGGUAGACAGUUGAGCAUAAAGGAUAUGUUUUCUACUGGAGCUAAGAGAUCAAGGUCCCCGGAGAAUACCAGCAAGAAACCAAUCCUGAACCAAGGGGUUGCUAAAAGAGUUAAACCUUCAAGCUCCAAGAUAACAAACUUCUUUGCUCCCAAGAAAGGUUUAGCUGAAUUAGCUCCAAGUUUAAUCGUGGAAAACAAAUUGGAGAACCUUGUAUCUGUAGCAGGACCCGGAGAUAUUGAAACCGAAAUAUUAGCGUCUGAAAUAUAUCAGAUUGAAGCUAAAAAUGGUGAGACUAAAGCUGCAUGGGGAAAUAUAUUUAAACCCCCGCCCCCCAACCCUCUCUGCUUAAAGCACAAGGAAGAGUCCCUCAAGAGGAAGGUGACGAAGAAGGGACCCAACCUUGGACGAGAGUUCUUCGUCUGCCGAAGAGGAGAAGGACGAUCGGACGAUCCUGAAGCAAGAUGCGAUUUCUUUAAAUGGGCAAAAGUCAAAUGAACUUUAUUCUUUCCAAAAGUUUUUCAAGUUCGACUAACAAUCAACAAUUUAUAUAUAACCUCAUUUCAAUGCCAAUAAGUUUAAUCUGUAAAUGAGGGGAAAUUAAAAAAAAAUACUAUUUUCAAAAGUAAAAAAAUUAUAUUAACGUAUAUUUUGCCCCAUGUUUAUAUCUUUUGUAUCGAAAAAGCUGUGAUUAAUAGUACCUUCAAGUAUUAAAAGAGAAUCUCCACAAAAAUGUAAAAAUGUUCGAUCAACUUUUAUACGUUAUUGAUGGUGAUUUCUACCGGACUGAAGAAAUAUGUCAAAUUCUUAUUACGAACUGGUUCCAAGUAUAACCUUUAUGUAUCCUUGAUUUUGAUAAAGGCUCAAGUUAAAUAUCGUAUAUCUCCCUUGAUAUUUUUAGUUAAAGCUCCGAUAUUUUCUAGUUUUUGAGUUCACAUUAAAUAUCUUAUACGAUCCCUUGAUGUUUUUAGUUAAAGCAAACCUCCGAUAUUUUCUAGUUUCACGAGUUCACAUAAAAUAUCGUAUACGAUCCCUUGAUAUUUUUAGUUAAAGCUCCGAUAUUUUCUAGUGUCAAGAGUUCGCCUUAAAUAUCCUAUACAAUCCCUUGAUAUUUUUAGUAAAAGCUCCGAUAUUUUCUAGUUGCGCAGAGUUCACAUUAAAUAUCUUAUACGAUCCCUUGAUAUUUUUAGUAAAAUCUCCGAUAUGUUCUAGUUUCAGAGCUCACAUUAAAUAUCGUAUACAAUCCCUUGAGUUUUUUAGUAAAAGCUCCGAUAUUUUCUAGUUUCAGAGCUCACAUUAAAUAUCGUAACGAUCCUUUGAUAUUUUUAGUUAAAGCUCCGAUAUUUUCUAGUUUCAGAA
Eurytemora carolleeae is the source of this 2389-nucleotide messenger RNA. Its product is annotated as DNA-(apurinic or apyrimidinic site) lyase 2. The transcript is spliced from 15 exons. The record is from RefSeq and is a predicted model, not a curated record. Gene Ontology annotation, biological process: base-excision repair. Gene Ontology annotation, molecular function: double-stranded DNA 3'-5' DNA exonuclease activity; phosphoric diester hydrolase activity; zinc ion binding. Gene Ontology annotation, cellular component: nucleus. The coding region runs from base 17 to 1528 and encodes 503 amino acids. Lineage: Eukaryota; Metazoa; Arthropoda; Copepoda; Calanoida; Temoridae.